AGAGAGAGAAGCGACCGAGAGACCACCACAAUAUGACUUGGGGGGGAAACUGGAUAUAUUAACGAUCCAGAGAUUGGUCGAGCGCUAAAAUACAGAAGAUAAAGCAGAAAGGAAGAAAAUAAUUGUAUAAUUUUUUGUUGUUGUUGUUUGCAUCAGCCCUCCUCGCAUGUUGUUCAGGAGAGACUGCAGCUCCAUCUCUACAGCGCAGCAGGAGCACAGUGAGGAGGAGGAGGAGGAGGAGGAGGAGGAGGAGGAGGGAGAGAACAGGGCAGAAGAAGAGAGAAAGCAACAGGGAAUACUCCGUCAGUUAGGUCGUCUGAGGUGUGUGUGUGUGUGUUCAGUGUGUGUGUGUGUGUUUAUGGAUGUGUGUGUUUGGAUGUUUCCAGCCCAUGCUAUAGCUCUAGCCCAUCUCUUCCUCUCCUACUCUGUUUAUUUGGGGCGUACUGGUGCGCUGCGAUCCCAUCUCCUGUCUCUAUCCUCUCUCCGUUGUCUGUGUGCCGGUGGAGCACAGCUAGAGGGGUGGUGGUGUAAUGUCUGAUUGAGCUCGCUGUGUCGCUGCUGCCGUGAGGGCCUCCGGUACUAUUGGAAAAGCCUGGGCCUAGCCUGUCUGGAGCGCCCCAGCCAACGAAGAGGUGAGUGGGUUAGUGCCAUCCCAGCUGGCGAGGCUGUGUGGAGGAGGGUGGAGGAGGAGCGCAUGCAGCCUGCAUGCCCAUGGGAAGCAGAAUGCCCGGCCGGCAGUAGCAUCUAGCAUCCUUAACGUCACGCCAGACCCGGCUCCAGAACCUCCACUGACAGACAGACGAGACCUCUCUCUCUCUCUCUCUCUCUCUCUCCAUCCCAGGUGAUGCUCUCUGGACCAAGCCCUGCUCUGUACAAGACUGGGAACCUGUUUUUGAUGACAUUAUCAUAAAAAACCCAACAACAAAAAGAAAAGGGGAAAUACUCUGAGAUCUAAACCUCCAUGAUACUACCUCCAUCCUCGCCUCCCUGCCCUGAUCGCUCUGUGUACACCUCAUUCUCUCUUCUGGACGUUCUGAGGAUUUUGCCUAAACCUGUUUCAUGCAUGUCCACUGGAGGCAGGUUUGACUUUGAUGACGGGGGGUCGUACUGCGGGGGGUGGGAGCAGGGCAAGGCCCACGGCCGGGGGGUCUGCACGGGGCCACAGGGCCAGGGGGAGUACGCUGGGGCCUGGAGCCACGGCUUCGAGGUCCUUGGAGUCUACACCUGGCCCAGCGGGAACAGCUACCAGGGCACCUGGGCACAGGGGAAGCGCCACGGUGUGGGCGUGGAGAGUAAGGGCCGCUGGGACUACAGGGGGGAGUGGACGCAGGGCUUCAAGGGACGCUACGGCCAGCUGGAGAGCACGGUUAGCGGGGCCCGUUACGAGGGGACCUGGAGCAACGGCCUGCAGGAUGGAUACGGGACUGAGACGUACUCCGAUGGAGGUACGUUCCAGGGCCAGUGGCUGGGUGGGAUGCGGCACGGCUAUGGGGUCCGGCAGAGCGUGCCAUACGGCAUGGCGGCCGUCAUCCUCUAUCCGCUCCGCACGUCCAUAAACUCCCUCCGCUCAGAGCACAGCCACUGCCCCCCCACCCUGCUGGAGGACGGCACCGGGACCGCCGUCUCGCCUGCCGACGGGGUGGUGGGGGGCGGGCUGGCCGGGAGCCCCGUGGGGAGGGGGGGCUUCGCUCUAACUGCCCCCAGCGAGGCUGACCGUCGGGGGAAGAGGAAAGGCCGUUUCCGUCAGUCGAUCCUGAGCGGUCUGAAACUGCGUCGCUCCGAGUCCAAGAGUUCGCUGGCCAGCCAGCUGAGUAAACAGAGCUCGUUCUGCAGUGAGGCCGGAAUGAGCACUGUCUCCUCCGCCGCCUCCGACAUACACUCCAACGCCAGCCAGGACGGCGAGCAGGGUGCUCCUGUGGAUGCCACCGUCACCGAGGCCUACGCCGGCGAAUGGCGCAGCGACCAGCGGGGGGGAUGGGGCGUGAGCCGACGUUCCGAUGGUCUGCGCUACGAGGGGGAGUGGGCGGCGAACAAGCGCCACGGUUAUGGAUGUACAACGUUCCCCGACAGCACCAAAGAGGAAGGGAAGUACAAGCACAACGCGCUGGUCAGCGGGAAGCGGAAGAACCUGAUUCCUCUGAGAGCCAGUAAGAUCAGGGAGAAGGUGGAGCGGGCCGUGGAAGCGGCAGAGAAGGCGGCAGACAUCGCCAAGCAGAAGGCAGAGAUCGCCCUGUCCAGGAUGAGCCACGCACGGGGAAAGGCGGAUGUAGCUGAAGGUGUGGCCCUGAAGGCUAGCGAGGAAUGCCGGAUGGCCAGGGUCGCUGCCAAGGAACUCUCGCCGUCCUUCCAUAUCUAUGAAAACGGUGAGUCCAACGGUCUGAAGUGUCAGCAGCCCAAUAAGCACCAGGACAACAAAGACCACGAGAUCGUUUCCACGGGAACUGACAGUCCCGAGCUGUGCACCCCGGACACCACGCCUCCCGUGACAACGCCUGAUCUCAGCCCGGUCCUGAGCGUCCCCCCCUCUCCCCCCCGCAGCCCUCCGCCCUCUAAACACGGCCACUCCCGCCGUCCCAGAAACGCCUGCUUCAUGCGGCAGAGCGCUGUGGACGACCAUGGUGGAGCAGAGAUACAGGUGCUGGUGGAGGGGCGGGGCAUGGAUCUCCCGAGGGGAGGAGCUAACAACUGGACAGAGGACGUGUAUCCAGACCGGGGGGGUCACAGCAGCCGAUCCACCACCCCAUCUCUACUGGAGGAGCAGGAGGGACAAGUCAAUGGCCACGAGCAGGCCCCGUCCAACCUCAAACCGAGGGAGAAGGCCUCGACCAACCACAAAUCCCGGGAGCACACUUCCUCUUCCUAUAGGUCGUGGGAGCACUCCUCCUCAUCCAACCAGAAGCCCUCAAAGCACGCCUCGUCCAAUCACAAGUCGAGGGAGUACAUGCCGUCCAAUCACAAAACAUGGGAUCAUUCCUCCACCUCCGCCAAUCACAAGGCCUGUGAGAAUGCCUCUUCCAAUCACAAGCCGCAGGUGCACAUUUCAUCCAAUCACAAAGCCUUGGAGCAUAACCUGUCCAAUCACAAGACUUCUGAGCAUGCUUCUUCCAAUCACAAGUCGUCCCAAGAUUAUACCUGCUCCAAUCACAUCCCAAAGGACCAUGUCUCCUCAGCCAAUUACAACGACCCCCGAGAGCAUGUGUACUCCAACCACCAAUCCAAGCAGCAGCACAUCUCAUCCAACCACAAGCUUAGCGAGCAUGCCUUGCCCGACCCCGGGCUCGACGGCCCCGCAGGGGGCUGGACUGCCGACGGCGCCCUGCGGUGGAGCCCUGCCCACUCACGCCUCACGGACCGAGAGGAGGAGGACAGGCUGGGAGACUACACAGUAGACAUGAGGUUCCAGCACCUGGACUCCACUACCCAGAUGUCCCCUGGCCCAGGCCCCAAUAGCAGGCUGCGCCCGCGGGUCCUGCGGCUGGUCAAGGAGGGCUCCAUGGACUCUGUACAGAUGCUGGACACUCUGAAUGUGGGGGCGGAGCAGGAGGAGUGGCCCCUGCACAGGGACCUCACUCUCUCCCCGCCUCUGAAGUCUCAGCCAAUCACCUUGGAGCAGGACGGGGAGCACCUCACCCUCAAAUCAAACUCAGGCUCCAGCUCUGUCCUGGUGGUCAUGGUUAUUUUACUCAACAUUGGAGUAGCCAUCCUCUUCAUCCAUUUCUUUAUUUAACCUUCCUUCUCUGAUCUACUAAGUCUUAUUAUUAUAUUAUAAAAGUUAUUAUUGCUACAGACAUGACUCUGCCACCUGGAGGCCGCAGCGUGGAGCGGAGGAGUGACGACGGACAUCGACAGCAUCGUCUUUCUGCUGUCUUCUUCUCUUCUCUUGAUAUUGAUCUCAUGUCACAGACUCAGUUAAGAUAUAUCACUCAACGGAUUUAUCUGUCUGCCUUGAGUUUCUAAAACACUACAGUUUUCUUUUAUGAAUUUGCCUUUUGUUGUGCUUGCAAACCACAUUGAGAGGUGUCGCAUUACGACUGUGGAAGGGAAUAAAACAGCAGCUGUGAGACGGUG
Messenger RNA from Coregonus clupeaformis (lake whitefish), 4068 nucleotides. RefSeq names its product junctophilin 3a (gene jph3a). Gene Ontology annotation, cellular component: junctional membrane complex; plasma membrane; endoplasmic reticulum membrane. NCBI's taxonomy places the organism in Eukaryota, Metazoa, Chordata, Actinopteri, Salmoniformes, Salmonidae. The coding region runs from base 962 to 3727 and encodes 921 amino acids. Gene Ontology annotation, biological process: regulation of synaptic plasticity. The record is from RefSeq and is a predicted model, not a curated record. The transcript is spliced from 6 exons.